Molecule: messenger RNA, 2857 nt
Organism: Cavia porcellus (domestic guinea pig)
Lineage: Eukaryota; Metazoa; Chordata; Mammalia; Rodentia; Caviidae
Molecular function (GO): microtubule binding
Source: RefSeq, a predicted model, not a curated record
CUUUUCCCUCCCAGUCCUGGCUUGCUCACUUUCAGUGGCCCAGGAGACCAUGUGGAAAAGACGCUUCAAGGCUGGCUGAGCUAUUGGGAGCCUGGGGAGUGGCCAUUGGUGCCCUUGGGACAAUGGAGCUGGUGAAUCGUCACAGUGGGUGUCACUGUUCCUUUCCAGCCAAGAAUCUUUCUGGGCUGUCUUCAGAGUUCUGGUCAUCCUGCCCCUCUUGGAGUCCAUCAUGGGAAACUGGGUCUCAAGGCUGCGCUGCCUGGGGGAAAAGAGAAGCUGGUCCAAAGGCCAAGUGGGCCCCUUUCCAUCUGCAGACCUCCAGGACCUGCAUCUCCCAAGGGUCUUCUGGGCCUCCUGGGGCAUCCAUGCCAUCCAAGUGACAGAGGUGACAGAGACUGUAGUGACUGAGGCUAUGGAGGUAGAGCCUGGCCAGAAAGGAAGGCAUGCAGCCCAGGUGAGGCAGGACAGCCUGGGGGUUAGCACAGGUGGGGGAGGCAGAAGGUUGAACCUAUCCAUCUUGCGGGUAUCCCCUGCACUCCUGCAUACCCUGCAGAGCUGGCUGGAUGGUAUGGAGAAGCUGCAGGCCUCCCAGGGUCCCUUGGCCGCUGAUGCCAUGGUGGCUGCUGCUCAGUUGCACGAGCAGGAGCUGCUCCAGCACCUGCUGCAGGAGCGGGCACCACAGGUAGAGUCAAGGCUGCAGGAGGUGGGGAGUCCAGCAAAGCUGCAUGCACAGUGGCAUCGCUUGGUGCAGCAGGCAGAGAACAGGUGGGGGCUGCUGCAGCAGCUUGUCCCAGCAGCACAGAGCUCUGAUGCAGCCUGUGAGACCCUCCUGACAUGGUUGGGCCCUGGUGAGCAGCUCCUGGCUGAGCUGGGACAGGGCCAGCUAGGGCUCAAGGGCCAGGAGAGGGUUGUGCAGUGUUUGCAGUCCAAGUUCCUCCCUUGCCUUUGUCCCUGCCCUAGUCCCCAGCGCCCCUGCAAUGCCCACGACUUGGCACUGCCUUCUCUGGCAUGGUUUGGAGAGGAUGAAGCUUUGCUUGUGAAGCAGCAGCUGGGGACUCAGGAGUAUGUGAAGCUGACUAUGUCUAGCACAGCCCACAUUUGGCAGACACUGCUCUGUACUCAGAGGAUAGGCUCCCCCAAAUCCUUAUCCCCAACAUACCUAGAGGCCCAGCUUGAUCUGGAGGGUCCAAGGCCCAAAGACCAGGAGCAGGUAUGUAUCCUCUUAUUCCUAACCCCCAGGAGAGGACUCUAUCAUGUCCUGCCCACUUUGAUGCCUACCAUCCUGGGGAGCAGGAAUGGCUGGGAGUGCAUCUUCAGGGCUCUCAGCCCCAGCGGGGGUAUCUGGAACAAUGCUUCCCUCCCCCUCCAGCUGAACAUCCAACUGGCCCAGCUAUCAGAGUGGCUUGAGCAGCUGGUAUCACAGGCAGAAGCCCGUGGCCAGGCAGCAGCACCCAUGGUGCCCAUCCAGGAAUGGCACCUCUCACCAAGUACCCCAGGGCUUUCAGGGGUGUGGCCAGGUGGAGGAGGUACGCCAGAGGUGGGGGCCAGCUUGGUGAGAGUGAGGCAGAGCCCAAGGCCGAGUUCUCAGGUGGUCAUGUCUGUCCUCAGUUGUGCUCAGGCAGAGCGGGAAACCCUGAGAGGGUGCUGGUCAGAAACUCAGGAGCAGGACGCUGGGCUGAAGGCCACAUGGGAGCCAGUCCAGUGGAUUCCAUGUGGCCUAGCAGAGCAAGCAGCCAUCAAGAAGGGGCUGAAGCCAGAGGGUGGCGACUGGGCCCCAGCCCUGCAGGGGAAAUUGCUGCUUAUAGGUCACAUCAUGGAGGAGUUGCUCACAUGCCCCCACUGGCUGAGCCAAGCUAAGGCCCUCAGGACCAAGGUGGGGCCUAUGGCCAGAAGCUCCCACCUGCACAGCGACUUUGUGCAACAGCCCAGGGAUCUCAUGGAUGGCAUGUUGGCAUCUGGUGGGAAAGGAAGUGAUGGCUGUCUGGUUACCUCCGGUGGACAGCAGGGGGUACAGAUGGGCACAAGCACACAGGUUACCAGAGAUGGGUCCACAGUCCAGGGAGCCUUGAUGAACAGGUGUGAGUCUGAGCCUGGUAGGUGGAUGUUAGGGGAGAGCCCUGGGACUUGUUUCCAUACUCCAAAGGAGGCCUUACCUGACCCUCCUGGGGCUGUACAGGUGACUUGGGGUGCCCUAAUGGUUCAUGUUGGAGGAGGCUGGGUGGCUCUGGAUGAAUUUCUAGUCAAGAAUGACCCAGGCUGAGCAAAGGGAAGGACCAGCUGUAAGAUCCAUGAGAGGUUCCAGUACUGGGCCGGGGUUCAGAGUGUGAAGGCUCAGGAUAUCGUCGCCCUGAAGCUCUGGACUUCCAUCUCCCCCAGACCCCUGCCUCGGAUGAUGGGUGUUGGGAUGGGCUUCAGGGAGGGGGUUAGGUACCCCUCAGUGCACAAGGGACCUUCUCUGAGCCCAGAUGAGGUGGCUGGGCACUGGGGUGAGGCCUGACCACUUCUCCCAGACAGGGCUGCCAACCUCUCCAGCACAGAGACCCCAGUCCUUCCAAGGUCAAGGCUAUUGAGCCGGCACAAAGAGCAGAACCCAGAGGACACCAGGACUUAGCAGGCCCUGGACAGAAAGCAGGGCAUGGAGUCAUCCACAAAGGGCUGAGCAGGACCCCAAGGACAGGGACUGGAUGAAGAGUAGCUGGGGACAGCAAAACCGCAGCGCAACUCGCUUGCUCUCACUUUCAGGCAAUAAAAGGCAAUAAAGUCACAUUUGGGGAACCAAAACUGCGAGCUCGAGCUCGGGAGGUCCACAUUUCUCUUGCAAACUCCGUUCAAAGGUUGUCGGGCGGGCGCAGGUCGC